Messenger RNA from Prosopis cineraria, 710 nucleotides. Its product is annotated as AP-4 complex subunit sigma. The transcript is spliced from 3 exons. Gene Ontology annotation, cellular component: intracellular membrane-bounded organelle. Gene Ontology annotation, biological process: protein transport; vesicle-mediated transport. Bases 93 to 455 code for a protein of 120 amino acids. The record is from RefSeq and is a predicted model, not a curated record. Lineage: Eukaryota; Viridiplantae; Streptophyta; Magnoliopsida; Fabales; Fabaceae.
AGAAAAGAAGGACUGGAGGAGUUUAAUCGAUCCAGGACUGGGGUGUUUGCGGAUCGGAAUCUGUGUGAGCGUGCAAGGAAAAUUGGCGAAGGAUGGGGAUCAGAUUCGUAUUGAUGGUGAACAAGCAGGGGCAGACCCGUCUUGCCCAAUACUACGAGUACCUCACUCUCGAAGAAAGGCGAGCCCUUGAAGGCGAAAUCGUUCGCAAAUGCCUUGCCCGCACUGAGCAGCAGUGUUCAUUUGUUGAGCAUCGCAACUACAAAAUUGUUUAUAGGCGCUAUGCUUCCUUGUUUUUCUUGGUUGGAGUUGAUGAUGAUGAGUGUGAGCUAGAUAUCAUGUUCCAUUUGGAAAAGGCGCAUUUUAUGUUGGAGGAGAUGGUCAUGAAUGGUUGUGUUGUGGAGACAAGCAAAUCAAACAUUCUGACUCCGAUUCAGCUGAUGGACAAAACGUCAUGAAAUGCAUAUGAAAUGAAAUAAGCAUGCAAAAGCUGACUGGGUGAUUUGUGUAUUGUUAGCUGUUCUCAUCGCUAUAUUUUUCUUUAUAAUUUCGGCUUGGCACAAUUAGUCUCCAAUUUUCUUUAUAAAUUACGAAGUGAGUCCUUUCCAUAUUUCUCCCCUCGUCCCCUUUUUUAAUUGUAUUUAGUGUUGAUCACGCGCCUUGUACAUUAAAUUUAUAUUUUGGUGCCCCUGUUAUCAGCUCAAGUUCGUAUC